GGUGAGGACGUGAGGCGCCGGUAGUGGCGGCGUUUCCGGGCGUUCAGGGCAGGUGGGAGGGGAAGUGGCCGGCGUGGGGGGUCUGCGGAGGGGUCUCCUGGAGCAGCAACUUCUCAAGAUCUCAGCGUCCGCUUUUUCUCUUCUUCCUCUUGUAGGCGGUUCGGGGCGGGGGCCCUGUUCCGUUCAUUGCCUGGUUGAUUUAAUAUUCAGUUCUAGGCUGUUGGGCUUAGUGGGGCGCGCAGCGCUUCUUUCGAAUGCCUGUACCUUUUGUCUAAACUAAGCAAUCCUAUCAUUAGGCAAUAACUUGCUGUUGUAAACAUAAACUGUAUUUGCUUAGAUUUUCAUAUCGCCUCACCCAGAUGCUUCUAGGUGGUUCACAAAUAUAAAAUCUAAACAUACAUUGUUAUAAAUAUUAAAAAAUCCAUAUAAUAAAAGGAAAGAAAACACACGCGGGGGUGGGGGAGCGCAUCCCCAAGUAGUAGGGUUCAUAGAGCGCUGCCCACGAGGGAUGUUAGUAGCUUUCAGGUUCUGGGAUGCUGUUGCUGCUGCUCCUCCUCCUCUUCCAGCAGCAGCAUCAACUUCCAGUGGCGACUUUUGAAACUGGUGCUGUGGCGUGGCUUGGCUAGGGUGGGUUGUGGGCCAGAGCUAGGUGUGAUGGAGACCCUGAGGCUCUGCCUAGGAAUCACCAUAGCCCUCAAUUUUCUAUUUUAAAAAAUCUCAAAGUUCGAUUAUAAGCCGACCAGUCAAUGAGAUCUGGGUCCACCUGAGUUCUGCGCUUUCUGUCUUUCCAGAUCUGAAACCUACCAUUUACUCCCAUGUGAGGUGGGGUGACUCUUGGUUACAUUAGGGUAAAUUUUAGUUUCAUUUUCUCUGCCAUUCUUUUAAGGAUGUCUGGAAAAGGUGCAUCAUUUGUCAUACAACUAAUUUGUAUGAAAGCCUAGUAGGGAGAAACUGCAUUUUCUUUUCACAUGAUGCAUUGAAAGACUAUGCAGAGAAUAUAGGAAAGGAAGUUUGGGCGAUCAGUACAUAGGUUAAGGACAGAGCACAUGCUUUGCAUGCAGAAGACCCCAAGUUCAAUUCCUGACAUCUCUUGGCAGUGCUGGGAAAGACCCAGGAUAUCUGCAACCCAGGAGAUCCACUCCCAGCGAGUGCAGACAGUACUGACCUAGAUGGUCCUGACUUAGAAGAGGACACCUUCAUAUGUUCAUAUGAGGGCAUGGAGGAGAAAGUAGAAUUUGGGGUGUAUGUACUUCUCAAUUUAAAUGGAUUUUAUGUGUCUCGCAAAGUGGACUUUGGCUCAUGAAUGUUUAUCCCACAAAGGAAGCAAACAGUGGAAAAUGAAGACAGUUUUCGUCUGGAUGAAGGUAUAUAUCUAAAACCACUUUUAUGAAACUGACUCUUUAUCAAGUAUACCUCUUUGAUGCCUGGUAUCUGAAACCUCCCAACUAUGCCAGCAGCUACAGUAGAUCACAGCCAAAGAAUUUGUGAAGUUUGGGCUUGCAACUUGGAUGAAGAGAUGAAGAAAAUCCGUCAAGUUAUACGGAAGUUUAACUAUGUUGCCAUGCGUUGCAACCACAACACAUGAGUAUCAAAAAAAUCAUGAAUAAUCCCAGUAGUUCACAAAGUGCUGGAUUCCCUCACACCAGUUUUUGAAGACACCCACAGAACUGGGCUGUAACUAGUGCGGGGCCCUUGAUGUCAGGCAGGACACAGAGUUUCCAGGUGUUGUUGCAAGGCCUAUUGGAGAAUUCAGAAGCAAUGCUGAUUACCAAUACCAACUACUCCGCUGUAACGUAGACUUACUAAAGAUAAUCCAGUUAGGACUGACGUUCAUGAAUGAACAAGGCGAAUACCCUCCAGGAACUUCAACGUGGCAAUUUAAUUUUAAAUUUAAUUUAACAGAGGACAUGUAUGCCCAGGACUCUAUAGAGCUACUAACAACAUCUGGAAUCCAGUUCAAAAAACAUGAGGAAGAAGGAAUUGAAACUCAGUACUUCGCUGAACUUCUUAUGACAUCAGGUGUAGUGCUUUGCGAAGGAGUCAAGUGGCUUUCAUUUCAUAGUGGCUAUGACUUUGGUUAUCUGAUCAAGAUCUUGACGAAUUCCAAUUUACCCGAGGAAGAACUGGACUUCUUUGAGAUCCUGAGAUUGUUUUUCCCUGUCAUUUAUGAUGUGAAGUACCUUAUGAAGAGUUGCAAAAAUCUCAAGGGUGGAUUGCAAGAAGUUGCUGAGCAAUUAGAGUUGGAGAGGAUAGGACCACAACAUCAGGCAGGAUCUGAUUCUUUACUUACAGGCAUGGCUUUCUUCAAAAUGAGAGAGAUGUUCUUUGAAGAUCACAUUGAUGAUGCCAAGUACUGUGGUCAUUUGUACGGUCUUGGUUCUGGUUCAUCUUAUGUACAGAAUGGGACAGGAAAUGCAUAUGAAGAAGAAGCCAACAAGCAAUCAUGACAUGAAAUGGAAAGCCACUUUUUCUGAGCUCCACAUGCUUGUACAUAGGUUUUAUCUCUGGUUGAAUCCCUUGGACAAUAAGGUGUUCUUUACCUCCCUUUAUCAGCACACUUUGGUUUCUGCCUUUGUAUGUACUAAAUCUGACUGUUCUUAUCCCAGUUCUUUGACCUUGAUGUGUAGGCAUUUCUGGGUUAAAUGUGGCCUUGUACCUUGCCCACCUGUACACAAGCACGUGUAGGAGCAGUGUGGCAGAUAGAAGAGGAAAGCGAAAACGAUAAUGAAAUUUCUGAUAAACGUUAAUUGGUCUUAGAAUUGCUUUAUUAUCUUCCCCCACCCUCUUUCCCCAAACUGAACUAGCACUGAUUGUAACCAUUUCCCCAAUUUGAUGUUUCUCCCUCCCAGUGUACAGGAGUUUUAGCUAUUCAAGAUUGUGGACCAUCACAUUUGCACUUUAGAAGAGUGACUCUGAGUCAGAUCCUCUGUUUUAUCUGAAGUUUUGGUUUUUCUACCUAGAGAAAACAGUCCUCUGCCAACUUGGGGCAACUUCAUCGUUGUUCUCCCCCUUCCCCCCAGGUUUCAUACCCAUUGAACAAAACCACACUCGCUGCAUAAUCUCUUUUCAAAACUACUGAAAUCUUAGCAACUGCUCUUGUAUCUAAACUGGUGUUUGGUCUUCCAAGUGUGUCCUGCACACACCAGCUUCUAAUUGGCUUGCCAGUUUAAUACUGCUCUGUGAUGGAGGUAACUAAGUGGAGUUAUAAGGAAUCUCUCCUGUGUGCACUACAUUGGAUUGAGGGGCUGCCACACAAGAAUGCAUCUGUACCCUACGCAGCUCCUGGUCGUUUAAGUGUUCAGGAUAAGUUCCUUGUUGUUUGCCCCCACGUCUGAAAACAAGCUUUAUAGCCUUCAGGAAAGAUUCUGUGGUGUUCUGCUUUUUGUGUGUCUGAGCUGAAUAAUUGGAAGGAUGGAAACUGCAGUUAGACUAACAGCACACAUUCAUUGUGGAUUUAUUUCCUUACUCCUGUUCCAGCAAGCUGUGCCCAAACAAUACUUUCUAUUUUAAAACCUUAUUUAUUGUGUACUUGAAUAGAUGAACACAAGUCAACUAAGGAUGAGAUCCAAAGAUCUGAAGCCAACUUGAUACUGAGUUAAUAAAAAAGGAAGAUAGAUUUGUCCUUUUUGUAGCUGCUACAAAGGUAUUUGUUGUAAAACAACAAAUCUAUUUGUACCUAAUAAAGUUACCUGAGGCUUGUAAUGCUAGCUUAUUUUUUUGAGUCUCUUAGCAAUAUAUUUUAUAAAUGCAUUAUUUUAUUAAAGGACCAUGAAGUACUUUCUUAACCAUGCAGAGCAUGCACACCCAGAGCAGUUGUGCAAGAAGACUUUUAAUUGGUAUUGAAUAGCUAAACCCUAUCCUGAAAUGAUGGAGUGCCUGUGGCAGCAUUUGACAUAUGUCGGCUACACUGAAAAUCAAUAGAAGUCAAUCUCAAAAAUGUUCAGCAAGUUGAUCUUUUUGCUAUGUACUUGUUUUUCUUUUUUUUUUCCUCAUUAAGUUACAAUGAUGUAACUGGGUGGUCCUUUUUAAAGAAAAAUAACAAAGACAUUUGCAUAAGAGGGUAUUUGUUUUUAAAGCUUUUGUAAAUAAAGGCUUAAAAAUGUUUUCUUACA
This is a messenger RNA of Hemicordylus capensis (graceful crag lizard), 4112 nucleotides long. It is a transcript of the gene CNOT7, whose product is annotated as CCR4-NOT transcription complex subunit 7. The transcript is spliced from 8 exons. Gene Ontology annotation, molecular function: nucleic acid binding; poly(A)-specific ribonuclease activity. Bases 1833 to 2447 code for a protein of 204 amino acids. Lineage: Eukaryota; Metazoa; Chordata; Lepidosauria; Squamata; Cordylidae. The record is from RefSeq and is a predicted model, not a curated record. Gene Ontology annotation, cellular component: CCR4-NOT complex; CCR4-NOT core complex; P-body.